Molecule: messenger RNA, 918 nt
Organism: Rotaria socialis
Lineage: Eukaryota; Metazoa; Rotifera; Eurotatoria; Philodinida; Philodinidae
Source: the annotation of a GenBank genome assembly
AUGGACGAUGAGGCAAUACUUCAAUAUUUUACUUCGAUUCGGCAAAACGAACCUGAAACAUCAGUAGCUAUAAUAGCUAUAAGUACAUUACUUGAUGUUAUCAAACGUUCAUCAGCUGGUACAUUAAGUGGAUUAUCAAGCGAACUUAAAUCAGCUGUACAACUAUUAACAACACAAAUUGAUUCGUCAAUGCCAAGUGUUAAAUCGGGCUGUGAUCUAUUUUUAUGCUUUAUAACAUUAGCAAAAUUAGAUGCAUAUAGAUUUGAUGAAUGUCGUCAAAAAUUAAUCGAACGAGGUCAAGUAUUUUUAAAUCGAGCAUUAUUAUCACGACAGCGUAUUUCAGAAUUAAGCAAAGAAUUUCUUGUUGAUGGAAGUGUUAUUUUAACACAUUCAUAUUCACGUGUAGUUCUUGCUCUACUUAAAUAUGCAUCAGAAUUUACACGAUUUAAAGUUUAUGUUACACAAUCGGAGCCGGAUAAGAGUGGUUUAAAAAUGAGAGACGAAUUAGAAGCUAUUGGUAUACCAGCAAUAUGUAUAUUAGAUGCUAGUGUAGCAUAUAUGAUGGAACAAGUUACAUUUGUUUUAAUUGGUGCUGAAGCUGUUGUUGAAAGCGGAGGAAUUAUUAACAAAAUUGGAACAUUCAAUUUAGCUCUUGCUGCACAUGAAAUGAAUAAACCAUUUUAUGUCGCAGCUGAAUCAUUUAAGUUCGUUCGAAUUUAUCCAUUGAAUAAUCGUGAUUUACCGAAUCAUUUUAAAUAUAAAUCAUCAACAAUAGCACGUUUAGGCGAAGAAAAUCUUGGAAAUGAGCAUCCACUAGUUGAUUACACACCACCAGUUUAUAUUACUUUACUGUUCACAGAUAUUGGCCUGUUAACACCAUCGGCUGUUAGUGAUGAAUUAAUGAAACUUUAUAUUUAA